Molecule: messenger RNA, 3723 nt
Organism: Oncorhynchus nerka (sockeye salmon)
Lineage: Eukaryota; Metazoa; Chordata; Actinopteri; Salmoniformes; Salmonidae
Product: 3-ketodihydrosphingosine reductase-like
Exons: 7
Coding region: 422-799 (125 amino acids)
Biological process (GO): sphingolipid biosynthetic process
Cellular component (GO): endoplasmic reticulum membrane
Molecular function (GO): 3-dehydrosphinganine reductase activity
Source: RefSeq, a predicted model, not a curated record
CCUACAAUGAAUUGACAUUUAGUAACACACCAGUUCUCUAGUGAAAACUAGUAUUUUAAUACUGGCAUCUGUGGUUUGCAUCUGUAGGUAGUCAAAGCUAGUCAAAACCAGGACAUUUGUGUAAAAGAAACACAUGUACUAACUUGCAAAAGUCACAUUUAUAAUGAAGCAUUAAGGCACGAGAGGGUAUAGUAUAUUGGCCAUAUAACACAGCCCCCCCGAGGUGCCUAAUUGCUAUUAUAAACUGGUUACCAGCGUAACUAGAGCAGUAAAAAAUACAUGCACUGUCAUACCCAUUGUAAAACAGUCUGAUAUACCACAGCUGUCAGCAUUCAGGGUUCAAACCAGCCAGUUUAUAAUUACCUAUAUAUGUUGGACUUUGACCCCCGGGGCACAGCCCUUGUAUUUAACUUCAGAAGGAAUGCCCCUCCUCUCUCACCUACCACCUCUCAACCUGCAGGUCACUGGAGGCUCCAGUGGAAUAGGGAAAAGCAUUGCUAUGGAGUGCUACAGACAAGGAGCAUUCAUCACACUAGUGGCAAGAGACGAGUGUCAAGAGAAGCUUGGUCCGGUGGACAUGCUGGUGAACUGUGCUGGAACGUCCUUCUCUGGGAAGUUUGAGGAGGUGGAGGUGGAGCGCUUCAGAAGUCUGAUGGAGGUGAACUACCUGGGCAGUGUGUAUCCCACACGGGCCGUAAUCGCCACUAUGAAGGAGCGGAGGAUGGGACGCAUCAUGUUUGUCUCCUCCCAGGCUGGCCAGAUCGGCCUGUUUGGCUACACUGCCUACUCCCCGUCCUAGUUUGCCCUUCGUGGUCUGGCUGAGUGCCUGCAGAUGGAAAUGAAGCCAUAUAACAUUUAUGUAACGGUGGCCUACCCCCCUGACACAGACACAUGAGGACUAGCAGAGGAGAAUAGGACGAAGCCUUUAGAGACCAGACUGAUCUCCGAGACGUCUGGGGUGACUCAGCCGGAGCAGGUUGCUAAAAUCGUGGUCAAGGAUGCUGUGCAGGGGAACUUCAACAGCUCUGUGGGGCCUGACGGCUACAUGCUCUCGGCUCUCACCUGUGGAAUGUCACCUGUCAUCUCCAUCACAGAGGGCCUCCAGCAGAUCGUGACCAUGGGGCUGUUCCGGACCGUCGCUCUGUUCUACCUGGGGAGUUUCGACAGCAUUGUGCGUCGCUGUAUGAUCGAGAGGGAGCAGUCCAAAGCAGCGGACAAGCGGGAGUAACACACCCACCCCAACCUCCUCCCUCAUACACCCCCUCCCCCGCCUCUCCAUCCUCCCAGAGUCGUAGCCACGAAGAACCCAACCGAGCCACCACUCCUCUCCCAUCCCCUUCUCCCCUAGAGGGCACAACCCUGGGUAGGCUAAAUGGCCAGUCAUCUCAUCCACCAGUGAUAAUAUCUAAGUAAAGAAGAUGGCGGAUGUCUUUUCCACUUGACCGAUGAUGUGACACAUACCAUUCUUAGCAACCAUUUUGUCAUUAUUCCAUUGACAUUUACUUUUUUUCCAUUCCAUGCAGAGAGGUAAGUAAGGGAUAGCCAGUCUGACAGAGUAUGUCAGCAUGUUGACCUGCAAUUCCUUUACCAAGAGUCUGACAAAAUACCAAUGCAAACAAUAUUGUAUGUCAUGCAGACCAUUCUGAGUAAGCUAGCUUAAUCACCUUAAACUCUAUCUUCACUAAAUGCGUUCUGUUCCGCCAGGGCUUCUUUCCUCUAUAUUCACUCUGUUGUAACCUGUGCCCCUCCUUGUGCUGUCUAUGUCGUGUGGUGUUUUGGCCCAUGCUGUGGAUGCAUUAACUUUGAGGUGAUUUUAGUCGUUUUGGGCUCCCGAGUGGCGCAGCAGUCUAUGUCACUGCAUGUCAGUGCAAGAGGCGACACUACAGUCCCUGGUUCGCAUCCAGGCUGAAUCACAUCCGGCCGUGAUUGGGAGUCCCAUAGGGCGGCACACAAUUGGCCCAGCGUCGUCCAGGUUUGGUCGGGGUAGACCAUCAUUGUAAAAAAUGAUUUGUUCUUAACUCAGUUGCAUAGUUAAAUAAAGGUUAAAUAAAAUAAAAACAAUAAUGAGAGAGGGCAUAGCAAGAGGGCAAUGCAAAAAUUUAAUUUGCUUCCCGGAAAUAAACAUCCAAGGCAUUUUCAAGUAGAGAGAUUGUAUGUGGAAGUACAAAGGAAUUUGUGUGUGCUGUGCAUGUAGGGGCUUUGUGAAGAAGCCGAUGGGAGAGAUUUUAAUGCAGUGUUAUUUUACAAUGUGUUUGAAGGACUAUACACUGACCCAGCCUACUCCAGGGAGAGAGAAAAGCCAUUGGACACUAGUGGUGGCUGGGAAAAAUAGAAAAACCUCAUCUGUAAUGUAUUCCUCUUAUUUGCCUGUCACUUUCACGCCAUCUUAUUUGUGUUUUUUACCUGAGGUAGAAGCGGCAGGUUAAAGGUCAGCAUGGGACAGUCAUACGAUGUAGUAGGAGAACAAAUCCACUACCAGCUGAUGACCACUCUUUGCUGUUUUCCUGAGGGGGUUGAGGGUCUUUGUAUGUGUGAUCUGUGUACAUAUUUUACCUCCUUAAUAAGAUUGAUGGGGUGCUGUCAGGACAAGGCGUGGGGUGUGACUCGCAGGUUCGAGCAAAGUCCCCUUGGGCCUAGAGAGGGCGCCAGAGCUGUAUUUUAUAUAGAGGCCAAGAGACGAAGAGGGACUGGCAAGCUCAUUGAGGAGCUCUGUGUGCUAUUGUAUUAUCUGAUUUGACAUUUCAUGCACAGUCACUGUGGACGUCAUCCAAUGCGUUCCUAUCUGAUUGUUAUUUGUCUCGGUAAGUAUUCACAGAUCCCUCCUGAAGUCCUCUAAAGAGGAAAAUGCGAGCUCAUGCAAGUCUUCCUUCCAUCGAUCAACUGUGUGGAGAAUGUGCUUCACUUUAACACAAACAAUACGCUACAAAUCAGAAAAUAUACAUCAUCUUUUGAAAAGCCACCAAUAUUUGAAUGCCAAGAUGUAUUAAGAGACCAUUUCUGUAAAGUACGAUGCAACUAUUUGAGAUUUAUUUUGUUUGAUGUUGCUUCUCUGUUCUAUCCUAGAAAUAGUUUGUAAUGCAGUCAAGCACGACAAUUGUGGAGACCCAUUCCAAGCCUUAAGAGAGAACUACAGAAGUUGAUGCUAAAAUAAUCAAAUUUCAUCCACAGAAAAAAAACUUGACUUGAGCCUCUUGUGGUUUACCAGUUAAUUUAAAACUGUUUUACCGUGUUUUUUGUUGUUGUCGCCAAUUCCAGUUUAGUUUUUGUACAAAAAGGCCUUACUCAAAACCAAAAUGACGGAAGUGAGAAUGCAUGAUUCAACUCUGAGGUUCUCAUUUGACAUUGGUUCAAGGCAUACUGUCACUGUCCAGCAAAGUGUCUGUGUCUACCUGUCAUGUUAUCAUCUGUGUGAGUUGUUUUGCUUUUAGCAACACAGUAGUUGAUAGACAUUUGGUAUAAUAUGUAGUUCAUGGACAAAGCUGUUUUGUUUUAACACUUAAGCUAUGCAAAUUAAACCUACCACCAAGUUUUAAAAUGCUCUAGUUUUCCCAUUCGUUGGUGUCGUCCAGAGAUAUUUAAAAGAUUAUAUAGAGUUUAUAAGUACAGUACUACUGAAAAUUGUCAUGAUGCAUUCUGCUUCUGUUCCCAUUAUAUUGGUUGUGUUUUGUUCUGUUUUGUUUUUGCCAAACGGGUAAGAAUUUCACCUUGUGUGCCAUUGAAAAU